Linum tenue is the source of this 2964-nucleotide messenger RNA. The record is from the annotation of a GenBank genome assembly. Lineage: Eukaryota; Viridiplantae; Streptophyta; Magnoliopsida; Malpighiales; Linaceae.
GGAAAAAAGAAGAAAGAAAACAGAGAGAGAGAGAAAAUUCAGGGCGAUCCCUUCGCACAGCCGUGUGUCACUGGGCGCCUCCGUCUGUGGCCAAUCUCACGAGAAACCAGAGACCAAGCAAAGGCAAAAUAGCGACUCCCUGCCUCUCUUCUCCCUCUCUUGGCUUCCUCCACAAUUUCGCUUUUCUGCCUUUUCCCUCCUGUCCACCUCUUUCUUUCAUGUGAAUCAACCCAUUUCCUUUGCUUUCCUUUCUUCUCUCCCGUCCAAGUUAGCUGAACCCACUUGCUCUGUUCCCCCAAUUCCAACGCAAAUCCUGGAAAAGUUUUGAACUUUGGGAGGAAAAGAGAACACGCUUCAGCUAGACCCCCCCUUUUUUUUCCUUUCUUCCUCGAGGUUGUGGAAUGGAGAAGAAGAAGUAUCCAAUUAAGCCGGAGCAUUAUGAAUUGUUCGAGGAGAUCGGACAGGGUGUGAGUGCCACCGUUCAUAGGGCUCGAUGUGUCCCUUACGAUGAAAUCGUCGCCAUCAAGAUUCUCGAUUUCGAGCGGGACAACGUUGAUUUGGUGAAUAUUUCCAGGGAGGUACAGACAAUGAUACUAGUGGACCACAAUAAUGUCCUGAAAUCACAUUGCUCUUUUGUGAGCGACCAUAAUCUAUGGGUGGUGAUGCCAUACAUGGCAGGAGGUUCCUGUCUUCAUAUAUUGAAGGCAGCUUUCCCUGAUGGUUUCGAGGAAGUAGUCAUAGCCACCAUACUGCGGGAGGUGUUGAAGGGUUUGGAAUAUCUUCAUCAUCAUGGUCACAUUCAUCGAGAUGUUAAAGCUGGCAACGUUCUCAUUGAUGGACGUGGUGCGGUAAAACUAGGAGACUUUGGUGUUUCUGCUUCCCUUUUUGACUCAGGUGAUAGACAACGUAUGAGGAAUACAUUUGUUGGAACUCCAUGCUGGAUGGCACCUGAAGUCAUGGAACAAUUACAUGGAUAUGACUUCAAGGCUGAUAUUUGGUCUUUUGGGAUUACUGGUCUAGAACUUGCCCAUGGGCAUGCUCCUUUCUCUAAAUAUCCUCCAAUGAAGGUGUUGCUCAUGACUCUCCAAAACGCGCCCCCAGGUCUCGACUAUGAAAGAGAUAAGAAAUUCUCUAAAUCCUUCAAGCAGAUGAUUGCUAGUUGCUUAGUGAAAGAUCCCUCGAAACGGCCUUCUGCAAAGAAAUUGUUAAAACAUUCAUUUUUCAAGCAAGCCAGGUCUAGUGACUAUCUAUCACGGACACUUUUAGAGGGAUUGCCUAAUCUUGGUGAUCGUAUUAAGGCAUUGAAGAGGAAGGAAGAGGAUAUGCUUGCACAAAAGAAAAUGCCCGAUGGGCAGAUGGAGGAAAUAUCACAGAAUGAAUACAAACGAGGAAUUAGUGGUUGGAACUUCAACCUUGAAGACGUGAAAGCUCAGGCUUCUCUGAUCCCAGACGAUGAUAUAGUUGCUGAUAAUUGUCAAAGUGGAAGCUCAAGUUCUCUGUCAGCACUUGAUGGGCAUGAUAAACAAUAUGAAUCGCAGGCCUCAUCUGUCAAGCCAGCUAUCGAAUUGGUACUAGAUGAAAAUGAUAUGGUGCGAAAUCGACCUGUUCCUCUUCAAACAGUAAAAUCGUUUGUUAACUUUACAAAAAUCAGUGGUGAGAAGUCUGAUGAUGAGUACAACCUUCCAAGUCCAUCUGGCUCUGUUUCACAGCUCUGUUCGCCUCGUUUUGUUGACAACAAUGCUCCUGAAAGACCCACUUUUGAAAUAAAUACAAAAAUUCCUGAGAGCAUGCCUAUUUAUUCUCAAAGCAAAUUGAUAGGGCCUGGUAGCCUCAGCUUCAAUUUUUGUGAUCCUGUUGGUCCGCAAAGCAAAGGGGACAGUGAUAAAUUGGUCACCCAACUCCCAAGAAAUCCAUCAUACAACGGCUCAACAGUGGCGUUCGAUGGUGAAACCAAAUUACCUGGCAGUAGUGAGGAAACAGAUGACAAAACAAAGCCACCUGUUGUUCAACAAAGAGGACGUUUCAAAGUUACCUCAGAGAAUGUUGAUAUAGAAAAGGUACCACCAUCCCCAUUGUUGCAGAAAAGCCACAGCAUGCAGGUAAGGGGUUCAACAGAUGAAACUAGCCUAUCUGUGAAAACAAGGGUGAUCACUCCUAUUCCUGGGAUGCUUCUUUCGCCAACACCAGAAGGCAUAUCCUCAAGUCUUUCGGUUUACUCUGUAUAUCCACUCGUACAGUCUGUUCUUCAGGCAAACAUUAUUCAAAGAGUACGUUUCGUAGCAAGUGUUGUUUCCAUUUGUAAACCGAAUUCUUCUCAUCACAUGUUUCCUCCCCCCCACCCCCUGCAACAGGACACCAUCCUUGGUAUAAUGAAGCAGUUGUCCAACUGUGAAACUACAGCCCUUCGUGGCCUUGAAGGAGGAUCUGCUCAACAACUUGCUUCCAUGGAGAAAUCUUUGAUGGAAACAAUGCAUGAGAGGGAGAAAGAGUUGGUUCUUGAAGUAACAGAUCUAAGAUGGAGGCUGAUAUGUGCCCAGGAAGAACUCCAGAAGUACAAAACAGAAAAUGCCCAGAUCUCAAGUAGCAGCAGAGUGGAAGUAGAACAAGUGCCACAGGUACGGCAUCAUAUCAAUGGAAUCAAAGAAGAAGUUGUUAUUAGUCAUAAGAGAACAGGAGAUAACGCUAUCACUAACGCUGCUGCUGCCACCGCAGCAGCAAAGAAGCCUAAUAUAUUGAGUAGGGUUGUGAGUAUGAAGUAGACGGGAUUUUGUUUUGAUCGCCAUACCCAAAUUUUAUUUCUUUGGGUAGAGAUCUUCUGACAAAAAUAGUUGUGAGAUAGAUUGGUAUUUUUCGUUUCUAAGAUCCCAAUCAUUCUUUCUGUUUCUCCUUUUGGAAGAUGUAAAUAUGAAUUUGACAGAAAUGAGCGAUGGGUUUUGCAGUCCACGCCUUAUUUUUGUACUAGUG